AUGCCUAAAACACGUAAAGAAUUAUUUUGUGAAGUUUUUGGUUUACCUACUGAUUUGCUAGGAAAUGUCCUUCCUACAAACUCUGACGUAAUGAAGUGUUAUUUGUGGAAUAGGAAUUUGCUAAAAGAAACUGUUCGUGGACUUUAUUUCGACGGGAGAAAAGAUAAAACAAUUCAACAAGAUAAAAAAGGCACAAAAUAUUACAGAAGCACUGUAACAGAAGAGCAUGUUGUCUUACUUUCCGAACCUGGUUCACUUUUCUUAGGUCAUGUGUCACCAAUGUCAGGAAGUGCUAAAAAUAUAACACUAAGUAUAAAAACAUUUUUAAAAGAUGCUGAUUCAAAUAUUAAUGAGUUGAAAGCUAUUGGGUGCGAUGGCACGGUUAUAAAUACAGGGUUAACUAAUGGUGUUAUAAGGCAACUAGAAUUGUUCAUAGGUCGUCCAUUACAAUGGCACAUUUGCUUGCUGCACACCAAUGAAUUGCCUCUUCGCCAUUUAAUUCAAUUCCUAGAUGGAAAAACAAGCAAUCCAAGAUGCUUCUCUGGUGAAAUUGGAAAAAUGUUGGAAAACUGUGAAAAACUUUCUAUUGCUGCUUUUGAACCUAUUGAAACUGAAUUACCCUCAAUUCAUCAAAAUGAUUUGAGCACCGACCAAACUUACCUUUUUGAUAUACGUAAUAGAAUUAUGAAAGGAGAUAUACCGCUAUCUUUGUCUCUCCGUAAUCCUGGAAAAAUGUCACAUUCGCGCUGGAUAACAACUGCUAACCGUAUUCUUAGAUUAUAUGUUGCUGUUCAAAAUCCGUCAACGGCAUUAAAAGUGUUAGCUCAGUAUGUGAUGAAGGUAUAUCCUCCUAGUUGGUUUGAAAUAAAGCUGAAACCUACCAAUAAAACAGGAUCAAAUCAUUUUUUGGGAAUUAUUAAAAAGUGUCGUUAUUUACCUGAAGAGUUAAAAAAUUUAUUAAAUCCGGUUUUACAAAGAAAUGCUUAUUUUGCUCACCCGGAAAAUAUUCUGUUAUCGAUGUUGGCUGAUGAACAAAAGCACAUAAGGGAAUUAGCUUUAAGGCGGAUAUUAAAAUGCAGAGCUAAUGAUGCCACUCUAAAUACUGUUCGAGUCUUCAAAGUUCCAAAGCUAAACUUUGAUGCGAUCAACUAUUACGACAUGAUCGAUUGGCAUGCAACCGAGAUCACAGAGCCACCCCUUACAAAAGAUAUCACAACUGAAGCUUUAGAACAGAUGAUAAUGGAUAUUCCUAAUAACAUUGAAUUUUUGAAGUUGCCUUGCCAUACUCAGGCAGUAGAAAGAAUGAUAAAAUUAGUUACAGAAGCGUCACUUUCAGUUUGUGGAGAAAAAGCAAGAGAUGGCUUUAUUCGUACUAAACUUGCAUCUCAAAAUGAUAUACCAAAAUUUGAAACUAAAAAACACUUCAUUAUUUAA
Messenger RNA from Helobdella robusta, 1434 nucleotides. RefSeq lists its product as hypothetical. Bases 1 to 1434 code for a protein of 477 amino acids. The transcript has 2 exons. NCBI's taxonomy places the organism in Eukaryota, Metazoa, Annelida, Clitellata, Rhynchobdellida, Glossiphoniidae. The record is from RefSeq and is a predicted model, not a curated record.